AUGUUCCGUCCUACAGCACCGCGUUUUGGCAAACGGACCAACCGCUUGUCCUUGAAAGAGAGAUGCGAAAACUGCGUUAUCGUUAUCCCACUGAAAACGGUGGUUGCACGCUUACCUUUGUCGGUUUCCAAAAACCACUUGAGACGAUUCCGGCAGACACGCUCUUGCGAGUGUCGCUGGCACAUUGGUGGCGACCCAAAAACACACCAUACGCUGAACUACGUUGCUACGUCCAACUUUCAGGUUGGCUUUCUGAAGAGGAAGCCCAAGAAGAACGGAUGCCUCUCCCCCGAAACGAGACAACCACCCUCCCAAACAAAUACACCUUCUUUAGAGAUUCUCAGGAAUAUUUUUGGGCAUGAAAAAUUCCUUCCAUUUCAGGAAGACAUUAUUGAACAUAUCCUUCAAGGCAAAGAUGCCUUGGUUGUUCUUCCGACAGGCGGCGGAAAAUCACUCUGUUACCAAUUGCCGGCAUGUACCUUUAACGGCUUAACAGUUGUUGUUUCACCACUCAUUGCCCUCAUGCAAGAUCAGGUGAUGCAGUUACAACGGAGAGAAAUCCGCGCUGCUUUUCUCAAUCACACUGUCGAGGAAGAAGAUUAUAUAACUACAAUGCAAGAGGUCAGAAGUGGCGAAAUUAAGUUGCUCUACAUUGCUCCUGAAACGCUCGUCCAACGACCUGAAAUCCAUGUAAUGCUUCAUGACUCAAAUGUUGCAUGCCUUGCUAUUGAUGAAGCCCACUGUGUUUCACAAUGGGGACACGAUUUUCGUCCCACUUAUCGUGAACUCGGCUGGGUUCGUGAGCAAUUCCCAGAUGCUGUCUGUAUUGCCUUAACAGCGACAGCCACCCCACAGGUUCGGGCGGAUAUUACAGAAUCUCUCAAUAUCCCUGAAGAUAAUCACUUCAUUGAUAGCUUCAACAGAGAAAAUCUCUUCCUUUCUGUUGAAUCACGGUUUGAGUUGCUUGGACAGACCUUGGCGUUUCUUAAAAAACACGCUAACGAGUCAGGCAUCAUCUACUGUCAAAGAAGGAAACAUGUGGACUGGUUGUGUGAGCAAUUAGGCACCCACGGGAUUUCCUCACUUCCUUAUCAUGCAGGUCUGAAUCCCGAAGUCCGCAAACAAAAUCAAGAUGCUUUUAUCAACGGUAAUAUCGACGUGAUAGUCGCUACAAUUGCCUUCGGAAUGGGUAUCGAUAAGCCAGAUGUUCGGGUUGUCUUGCAUGCAUGGCUGCCGAAGGAUAUGGAAUCGUAUUAUCAGGAAAUCGGUCGCUCUGGGCGCGAUGGUGAACGUGCAGAAUGCCUUUUGCUGUUCAGUCUGGAUGAUGAAGAUACGAUCACCGAAUUCAUUGAUGAUGGGCAUCCAUCACAGCGCGAACAUAGAAUAGAAAGUUUACAAAAGUUCAUAGCGUGGGCAAAUUCAACAGAAUGUCGCCGCGAGGAAUUGUUAACCUAUUUUGGAGAAGAAUAUGCAACGCAAAAUUGCGGGAUGUGUGACAACUGUCGCAAGGCGAAAGCAGAGCAGGUAGAUUUGACAACCUCUGCCCAAAAGUUCCUAUCUUGUCUUUAUUGGGUUAAUGAAAGCAACACAAAGGAGGUUUUCGACGAAGCAUAUCUCAUUGGCACUUUGCGAAGCGAAAAUACGUGUAUCUCAAUUUGCCUGCCAGCCGGAGCUCUGUAUAUCAUUGACAUUUUACGCGGUGAGACGCAAGAGAAGAUUAUUAAGAACAAACAUCACGAACUUAGUACAUGGGAGAUUGGCAUGGAGUACAGCAAAGCACAAUGGUACUAUUUAGCAUUACAAUUUUUUCAAUAUAACCUCUUUGAGUGCGAUGCACAAGAUGGAAGCCUUCAUUUGACAGAUAAAGGUCGGAAAAUCAACACAAAAACAAUUGCACCCGACGAUCGGUUUUGGGGUUUUCCGGUAGAUUUGGUAGAUAUGGAUUCGGAAAAUAGUAUAACCGUGGAAUUGAACACUUAUGAGUCUGCCUCCGACGAACAAUACGAGUACGAUUCGGUGCUGUUUGAGAAGCUUCGCCACAAACGUAGCAGUAUAGCAGAGGAAGAUGAAAUAAAAGCAUCACAAGUUUUGCCGCGUGAUUCAUUGAAAGAGAUGGCAACCCAGUUACCUCAGACAGCAGAAGAAUUUAAUCAGAUUCGUGGUAUAGGGAAAGUAAAAAUGAAGUACGCCGAUGAUUUCUUGCCCAUCAUUCGUGCGUAUUGCGAAGAACAGGGGGUAGAUUCAACAGAGCGUGAAACUGAAGAACUGAAUACUUCCGAAUCGGCACAGGAACAUGAGAUAGAUUCAGUAGAGAACGAAACUGAAGAACCGAACACUUCUGAAUCGGCAUCUGAAGAAUCGAAUACCUAUGCUCCGGAACUUUUUGAGCAACUUCGAGACAAAUGUAGAAUAGUGGCAAAGACAGAGCAAAGGCGGAUCUUCAAUGAGAGGACAUUAAAGGAAAUGGCAACCUAUUUCCCACAAACUGAGGAAUCGUUCAUCAAGAUUUAUGGUGUCGGUCCUAAGAAAACAGAAAGAUAUGCUAAGGUCUUUUUACCUAUCAUCCAAAAUUAUUGUAAAAAACAUGGUGUGGAAUCAGUAGAGAACGAAACUGAAGCACCGAAAUACAUCUGA
Molecule: messenger RNA, 2634 nt
Organism: Geodia barretti
Lineage: Eukaryota; Metazoa; Porifera; Demospongiae; Tetractinellida; Geodiidae
Source: the annotation of a GenBank genome assembly